AUGGACUGGUUUGAUACCGACGGCAUCGAAGCACGAAGGCAAAUUAAAGCUUUGAAUAACUCGAUGAAACUGGGAGGCCGUGUUCUUCUCCGCAGUGCCGGUUUGCGGCCGUGGUAUAUCAGAGUGUUUGAGGAGGAGGGAUUCAAGGCCAAGCAGGUUAUGGCUAGACAUCCGGGAGCCUAUAUCGACAGGGUCAAUAUGUAUGCUUCAACCUGGGUGUGUACGAAGCUGGAGAGAGUGUCGUCGGGGAGGCGGGAGAGUAGCUCUUCGGAGGUUGAUAUGCUGGAAAUUUAA
Molecule: messenger RNA, 294 nt
Organism: Morchella importuna
Lineage: Eukaryota; Fungi; Ascomycota; Pezizomycetes; Pezizales; Morchellaceae
Exons: 3
Coding region: 1-294 (97 amino acids)
Source: RefSeq, a predicted model, not a curated record